AUGUUGUACGUCUAUGGACAAUUGCCCCUUCAAACACUUCUCAUUGUGAUGGAUGCCACCUUUUGGCUCCUCACAUACUUUCUCAUUGAGUUUCUUUCAAUCAUAAGUAACCCUUGCACACAAGUAGCUUCCAUAAUCACAUCACUUGGAGGGUUUUGGAAGUUUUUUUACUCCGAGGGCUUACGCGCGCGCAUGCGCAAAACAAAACUUAAUGAAUAUGAAAUUAAUCCAACAUCACCUGAAUCUCCAACACAAGAAAAAACUGUGAACAAAAGUGAUUUUGAUAUUGAGCUCGGAGCCGAUGAUUUCAAAGUGACCACAACAGAAGAAGGAAACAACAACAAUGAAGAUAAAAAUAACAAUAACCAUAUCAAUAUUACUAAUAUCAAUAAUAACAACAACACUAAUAACUUCAACGACAGAUUGUUUGAGUUUGAACACGCCAAAAAAACAUUUCACUACCCAACGUUGUUGUUGUUUUUUGCUUGUAUCAUUUGCACUACAUAUGGGUCCAAGGUGUUAAAUUUGAUUCUCUCACAAAAUGUGGCUCCUUCAGCAGAAAGCUUGUAUUUACCCGUAAAAGAUGCUGCCAAAAAGGAACUAAACUUGACUACAGAUACUUCAACAUUGAUUCCAGAUGAUUUUGACAUCAACAGCCGCUGGUCUAGUGAUACAAUUUUAUACAAUAUUAAUGUGGACUAUCAUGAAGUGGAUGAAUUUGAAAACAAAAUGGAAAGAGUUCAAUUUAAUGACACAGGAUUUGCAGAUUCAUUUCUCCUUAUGGGUGGUCUUUUAUUUUCGUUUGAAGUAGAACCUGGAUCUCAUUUAUCUUGUGGCUCAAGUGAUAAGUGGACUGAAACAGUCAUGAAAAAAGGAUCAGAAGUCAACCAGCUUAAUCUUCCAGCAGUCCCCCUUUUCCCACAAGCAUGGUGUUUGAAUAGUACAGUCAAUGACAGCUCAUUGAACAUUGACUUUUUGGAUUUAAAGCUUGAUUCGGAUCGCAUGAGUUCACCAGGGGACAAUGUCACACUUUUUGGUGUUGACAGGAAAAACAAGCAGAUCUACGCAAACACAAUUGUGUAUGAGUCUUCCAAUUUCUCCCAAAGCUAUUUAUAUGAUGUUCUCGAUACAUAUAACGAUAUCCCCAUUGAUUAUCUUUCUAGUUUGUUUGAUCAUCUUGGCUGUGAUAUAUCGUUGGACAACUAUAACGUCAUGUUCAACUCAGAUAACAACCAAACCAGCUAUGAUGUCACAUCAAAUAUCACCGAUGGAUUAGCAACUUUUAUAAACACAUGGUUCAGCACCGAUGUCAGUUUCACACUUGGAUUUACUCUCAAAGACAACUCAACUAUUCACUCUGUUAAUGGUACAUUAUAUAACCGAGUUAUCAUGGCAUAUUUUGCACACGAUAAACAGUUGACGGUGACACAGGCAUUUUAUCGUGGCCGUCUACUCCGUUAUGACAUUCAUGAUACAAAUGAUGACAAUUUCAUAAGUCAAUGGAACAGUUCAAUGUCGGAUCCAAUAUAUUACGCUGAUGUUCAAAUUUUGCCACUUGCUGUUAAUAUCAAAGUCAGUCCGUUUGUAUUUGGGGUGAUUGAUAAAGUUUUUGGGCUCAACACUGUUGGAUAUUCUAGUGUUGGGUUUUAUUUUGCGGGAAGACUUCGGUACAAUGUGACAUCGAUUGUUUGUUCUAUUCUUGCAGUUUUUGGUCUUUCCAUGUUUUUGUUUAUUCUUUGCAAAAUCAUUUUGUAUAAGUUUCCUCAGGGUAUUCCGUCGUAUUAUAGUCUUUUACAUCAGUAUCAUGAGAGACAAACAAAAGUUCAACGGCCAUAUGAUGCCGAAGUAGAACGCAGAUCGUUAUUUUCAAUCAUUGAUAAAGCAUAUGAAGGAGUUGGUUAUGAUGUUGAUUUGCAGCGAAAUAGGCUGGGUGUUCUUGAUGAGGCUACGUUGAAAGCUGGUGUGAAACGUGAAGGAAUUAUAAGAAGGCGCUUGUUUUAG
This is a messenger RNA of Magnusiomyces paraingens, 2001 nucleotides long. RefSeq lists its product as uncharacterized. The record is from RefSeq and is a predicted model, not a curated record. The coding region runs from base 1 to 2001 and encodes 666 amino acids. The transcript has a single exon. Lineage: Eukaryota; Fungi; Ascomycota; Dipodascomycetes; Dipodascales; Dipodascaceae.